AUGGGAACUAAAAAGAGAAGAAACCAUCUGAUAUCAGCAAAAAAUCUUGACAACAAGAAUCAAAAAGUCAAAACUCGCAAACCCAAAAAACAUAAAAUAACUCUUGCUAAUUAUCGAUAUAAAAUUCUCAAGCAAGUUCAUCCAGAUACUGGUAUUUCAUCGAAAGCCAUGAAUAUUAUGAAUUCAUUCAUUUAUGAUCUUUUCUAUCGACCGACUAAAGAAGCCUCCAACCUAACCAAGUAUAAUAGAAGAUCAACGAUCACAAGUCGAGAAAUACAAACAGCUGUCCGCUUCCUCCUACCUAGCGAAUUAGCAAAGAAUGCUGUUAAUGAAGGGACGAAAGCUGUAAUCAAGUAUACAAGAUCUGCCCAGGACACGGUGAAAGAUGAUGAAAUAACGAUACUAACCAACAAAAUAUAUAACAAUGAUGGGCAAAUAUCGUAA
Messenger RNA from Trichoplax adhaerens, 444 nucleotides. RefSeq lists its product as uncharacterized. Lineage: Eukaryota; Metazoa; Placozoa; Uniplacotomia; Trichoplacea; Trichoplacidae. The coding region runs from base 1 to 444 and encodes 147 amino acids. Gene Ontology annotation, molecular function: DNA binding; structural constituent of chromatin; protein heterodimerization activity. The record is from RefSeq and is a predicted model, not a curated record. Gene Ontology annotation, cellular component: nucleosome. The transcript has a single exon.